UCUGCUGGAGGUAAAUAAGGAAGUGAACUGCAGCGUUUCAGCGAGCUAAAGCUGCACGAUGUUUUGUCCAAAUAUGAAGACUUAAAACGGUUCAAAUAAAUCUUCUGCUUGACUCUUCUGUCAGUUCAGAUUGAGGAGCUUUAGUUUAGAUAAACACAGCCGGCGGGACAGGCAGGCGGCGCUGAUGUCUGUUAUCAUACAGACUCGAGGUGAGGUGGGCGGCGGCGUGGCGGCGCACCUCCAGUGCCCCAUCUGCGGCCAUUUCUCCAAGAGCCACGCCCACCAGCUGUCCCACAUGGCCGCCACUCACCCCGCCAGCCUGGACGGCGUGGCGGUCGGUCGCCUUGGCAACAUCUUGAUGUACCAGAGCACCGCCCGGCUGUUCCACUGCUCCGACUGCUUCUACACCUGUCGAGACUUCGCCAAGCUGUACAAACACAUCAUCUCCAAACACUGCGUGGACGAGAAGGAGGUGGGCGGGGCGGAGGGGGAAGGGGGCGGGGCGGAGGGGGAGGGGGGAGACGAAGGAAGUGAGAAGGGGGAUGAGAAGAUGGGGGAGGAAGGCGAGGAGGAGGAGAAAGACUCUCUGAAAAGAAAGAGGAGCAGCGAGGCUGAGGAGGAGGAGGCCGAGGGGAGCGAGUCAGUUAAACCUGACGGCGAAGGAGGCGAAGGCGUGCUGAUGUUCGACGGCGCCGGUUACCGCUGUCUGAUCUGCGGCUGGAAGAACAAGCUGAAAUCUCUGGGCGUCAACCACGUGGUGCGAAAACACGACAUCCCCAAAGCGUACGCCGCCCAGGCCAUCAGACGAGACGGCGCCGCCGCCACCUGCAGCGCGGAGGAGGAGGAGGUGGUCGGGCUGAGCGGAGAGCUCCUGCAGGAGGAGAUGAAGGCCACGGCCAAGGUCGUCAGCUUCAUCUCCAACCGCUUCGUCUGCCUCAUCUGCGGCUGGAAAACCAAACUCAAAGGUUUCGCCAUCAGUCACGUGGUUCGCUGUCACGACGUCGAGCGUCCGUACGGCUGCAAAGACUGCAAGCGUUCCUUCUUCCUGCCCAGCCGGCUGCAGCAGCACAUCGGAGCGGCUCACCGGCCCGGACGCUUCGCCUGCCCCUUCUGCUGCUUCAGGUCCCACUUCCUGGGAGGCUUCAGGAGGCACUGCAGCCGCUGCAACGCCCGCGAGGAGGAAGGUGGAGGAGGAGGAGGAGCAGCAGGAGGAGGAGGAGGAGGAGGAGGAGGGGGAGGACACUUCGGGGCCUCCGUAUGA
Messenger RNA from Thunnus maccoyii (southern bluefin tuna), 1261 nucleotides. Its product is annotated as chromosome alignment-maintaining phosphoprotein 1-like. Bases 185 to 1261 code for a protein of 358 amino acids. Lineage: Eukaryota; Metazoa; Chordata; Actinopteri; Scombriformes; Scombridae. The record is from RefSeq and is a predicted model, not a curated record. The transcript is spliced from 4 exons. Gene Ontology annotation, biological process: attachment of mitotic spindle microtubules to kinetochore.